Molecule: messenger RNA, 1319 nt
Organism: Lottia gigantea (owl limpet)
Lineage: Eukaryota; Metazoa; Mollusca; Gastropoda; Lottiidae
Exons: 10
Coding region: 46-792 (248 amino acids)
Source: RefSeq, a predicted model, not a curated record
AUGUAUACAUGUGGUUAUAACGUCAAGUCACUUUGAAUAACCAAGAUGAAGUUUUGUGACAUACAUAUUGGUGGACUUUUUCUCAUAACUUUAUCAACGUUUGUGAGUAGUGUACCUCUUCACAAAGCCAAUAAAAUAUCAAGACAUACUAGAGAGGCAGAAUCACUGAAGGAACAGCUUCAGAAAUUACGCCAAAUUUUACGAGAUGUUAAUGAUAAAGACGAACAGACAACUUUACCAACAACAACAAAUCACGAGUCCGUAGAUGAUAUAUUUAAUAAAAUAGUUGAUGAUUUAAAACAUGGUGAUAAAGCUGGUGUACUGCUUUUAGCUAAUGCAUUGAAAAAAUUAAGACGAGAACACGAGAAUGAAGAUGAUAGAAAUGGGGAUGGUGUUGGUGAUUAUUUGGGACAAAAUAACAAUGGGCAACAUGAAGAUCAACCAAUGGGUUCAGAUAAAAUCUUAGAUGUGUUAAGGAAACUGUAUAACAAGGAGAGAGAAAAGUCACUUAAAAAACACGAAUAUCAACCAACUACACUACCUACCACUACUACCACUGUUUCACAAGAUAAUACAGAUUUACGAAUAGAUGUAUUACAUGCUAUUGAGAAAAGAUUAUUAAGAGAUAUUGGUAUUGCUGUUAAUUAUGGUUUCACUCCACAAGAAAUCAUCAAGGAUUUACAAAAACAAGCUUCAAAGAGAAUUUCUCCCAGAAGUAUUAACAAUAAUUACAUGGAGAAAGACCUGAAAACAUUAAAAUCUGCAACAAAAGUGUAUCUUGAAGAUAAAUAAGUUCAGAAUGCGGUUUCCAUUGACAAUAUUUAGCUUAUUAAGAAACCAUAAGCUUUAUCUAAGUUCAUCCCUGUUAACAAAUUGUAUAUUCAUACGGACUUAGUGAUUACAAGAUCUUCUUUAUAAUAUUACUGCCAGUUGAGAAGAAAUACUCAAACUUAAAAGCUUAUAUAGAUAUAUGGUGUAUACAAUGCAGUUGCCUAGAAAAUAACCAUCAUCACGACAUUUUCCAAUUUUAUUCAAUUUGUAAAGGAAAUGAUAUACAUGUAUUAACCUUUGAUUAAUUUGAUGUUCUUAGAGUUUACAUCUUCGUAGUUGCAAUAAAUUUUUUCAAUUUUUAACGAGAGAGUCCCAAUGCAGUAUGUGAAUACAAUAUAUAUAUUUAGUAAUGGUCAGAAUAAUAUGCUUGUCUUAUGUUUCCAUGCCCAAUUUUUACAACAAAUCCAUUUAUUAUCCAUUAAUUUAUGAUUUCAUAUUUGGUUUUUGUAUAUUUUAAAAUCUGUCUAAAUAAAAAGAUAUCAAGAUUU